AAUAUGACUACAUUUCAGUUUUUUUUAAUGUAGCUGGAUUAAUGGAUUAUUAAUCCAUUUUGUCUCAACUUAGAAAAUCCUGUGAGAUAUAGAAAUUGGAAAAGUCAUCAUAACCUGCAAGGUUUUAGAGAAUAUAUGCACUAUGCCCUCACAGAGACACUGUUGCCAUCUUGCUUACAUUUGUAAAGUUAUCCCCUUAUAGCUGCAGUCUGGUUUGUUGAUGGAAUACUUUGAUAAAGUUUGUCUAUGAGCACCAAAGAUUUUGAGAGUUAAUGUAUACCUGGAAUAAAACAAUUCUAAGGAUAGACUGGUCCAAAUGCAGGUGUUCUUAAAGAUUUAUAUGGGUUAUUUCAAAACUUCUUUGCUUCUGUUUGCUUUGAUAUUUAAGUACAAACCAGUUGUAGAGAUUAAAUAUUUAUAGACAAGAUAGGUAAGUGAAUAGGCAGGGACAGUUGUUAUUUAUUAAAGAGAAGCAAUAGGUAAGUAAAUACAUGGAAGAAGGAGAACUAAAAAUAGGAACAAAAUUUUUUUCACUGUAUUUCAGUGUGAAGAAAAAAUUGGGUACACAUUUCUUAUAAAAAGAAUUUUACAGGCAAGAAUUUUACCUUAUUCUUGGGUUUUUAUCUGUAUUCUGGACAAUCCUUAAGUAGGCAUUAGCCAGAUGAAUUUUGUGCUUGCUAAAAGAUAGAAGGAUGACAGAGUCUCAAGCUGUAGCUCUAGUGCUCACUUACCUUGUAGGUUCUCUAAAAGUCUCUAACUUUAUGUAUGUGGUAGUUUCCAGAAGAGCGCCUUCCUCUCAGAGGAAACUCAGGUAUUUUGUGACGUAAGUAUUGUGGUAUUUAAACAAAGCAGUUGAAAUCAACAUAAAUUGAUUGGCAGUUUACCAGCCAUUUAAAGAGAUAACAUUUGUCAGGUCCUCAUGAUUCUGUGAAAAAAGUCAGUGCAUAAAUUAAUAAUGCCAAUACUCAUUCAAUAGUAGAAAAAUACAUAAAAUACAGAAGAGGGAAAUAGUUUGAGGGACCAUUCCUCUGCAGUGCAGUGAACAUCAUUGGGCAUUUUAUAAACUAUAAAAGAGGAAGACUUUUAAAGGCAGGAGGAUAUACAGAGUUAUCAAGAGCUUUUUGGAGCAUUGAGAACUUCGGUAUACCUUUGGUAUAAAUGUGGAAGUCUGGUUGCCAAGGAUGAGUAAGAGGGACUUACUUAUUUAGGGUUCAGAGACCUACCUAAAGCCUUCGUUUUCCUGAGGAAUUUGCCUUUAUUGAAUAGACUGGAAAACUAAGAUUUGGCUUCUAGUUUAGGAAGACCAUGAUCCAUUUUUUUCCAACGUAUUACUCAUUACUCAAAGACUUCACGAAUGAACUCAAGGCUGGUCACAUAGUAGUCCAUAGGAAAUUCCCAGUGUGUCCAGUAUGCAAGAUGACAGUAUUUGGUGUGACAGUAUGUAGGGCCAGAGAAGUUAGUAAUAAUGUCUUCUCAUUUUCUCUGACCACUAAGUGGCUAAGACAUGGAAACUGAAAUGACACAUUGCAAGAUUCAGCAGAGGUGUUUAAAGGAGAUGAAAACAGGGGUUUUGUUAGGGAAGAACUUUCAGAUGAUUCUAGAUUGGCUAGGAAAGGAAAUGACAUCAGGAACUGUAUAAAGGAAGGAAGAUGGGGAAGCAGCCAGAGGUCUCCAUAACUAAAGAGCAGCACAGAGAAUGAACCAGCAGCACAAGAGAAAACACUACCAAUUAGCUGACAGCUGGUAAUGAAGAUGCUUGAUUUUUGUGACCGGCGCCUGUGGAAUCUGUGAUAGAAAUGUAAGAAUAGCCUCGAGCAUCACAGCUUCGCUGAAGCUCCAAUGGAGAUGGCCGGCUGUGGUGAAAUUGAUCACUCAAUAAAUAUGCUUCCUACCAAUAAGAAGGCAAAUGAGUCCUGUUCUAAUACUGCACCUUCUCUGACAGUUCCCGAAUGUGCCAUUUGUCUACAAACAUGUGUUCACCCUGUCAGUCUGCCCUGUAAGCAUGUUUUCUGUUAUCUGUGUGUAAAGGGUGCUUCAUGGCUUGGGAAGCGAUGUGCUCUUUGUCGACAAGAAAUUCCUGAGGAUUUUCUUGACAAGCCAACCUUGUUGUCACCAGAAGAACUUAAGGCUGCAAGCAGAGGAAAUGGUGAAUAUGCGUGGUAUUAUGAAGGAAGGAACGGGUGGUGGCAGUAUGAUGAGCGCACCAGUCGGGAGCUGGAAGAUGCUUUUUCCAAAGGUAAAAAGAACACGGAGAUGUUAAUUGCUGGAUUUCUGUAUGUUGCUGAUCUUGAAAACAUGGUUCAAUAUAGGAGAAAUGAACAUGGACGUCGCAGGAAGAUUAAGAGAGAUAUAAUAGAUAUACCAAAGAAGGGAGUAGCUGGACUUAGACUGGACUGUGACACCAAUACUGUAAACCUAGCAAGAGAGAGUUCUGCUGAUGGUGCGGACAGUGGAUCAGCACAGACUGGAGCUUCUGUUCAGCUGGCAGUGCCAUCUUCUACAAGGCCCCUGACAUCAGUUGAUGGUCAGUUAACCAGCCCUGUAACACCAUCCCCUGAUGCAGGCAUUUCUUUGGAAGACUCUUUUGCUCAUUUACAACUCAGUGGAGAUAGCAUAGCUGAAAGGAGUCACAGAGGUGAAGGAGAAGAAGAUCAUGAAUCGCCAUCUUCUGGCAGAGUACCAGAUACCUCCGUUGAAGAAACAGAAUCAGAUGCCAGUAGUGAUAGUGAGGAUGCCCCUGUGGUAGUUGCACAGCACUCUUCGACCCAACAGAGACCUUUGGUUCCAAAUGGAAACCAGACAGUAGCUGACCAGUCAGACCGAUCAGGAACUGACCGAUCAGUUGUUGCAGGGGGUGGGACCGUGAGUGUCAAUGUCAGAUCCAGAAGGCCUGAUGGACAGUGCACAGUGACAGAGGUUUAAACAAAUGUCUUCAGCACCACACUCAAGGGUAAAAUGGAUACCUGUAAAUUUCUGCCCACGUAACAUUAUACUCAUCCUUAGUAGUGCAUUGUGGGAGUUGGGGGGGAAGGGAUAUGGGAAAGACAGACCUGAAAUUAAAAUGUCUAACAUGUCUCUGCUGAAAUUUAUUUAAUGUGAGGAACUGGGGUAUUGAUAGUUGAGAGCUGUUCACUAUAACACAGUUUUCUUGACAUCUGUUUAUAGUGUAUUUUUUUAAGUUUUUAGUUCUUUUGGCUAGUGUGUCCCUGUGCAUUAAUGGUCCUCAUCUGACUCUUGCACUACCUUAUUUUUUCUGCAUGGAUUGGUAUAAAAUCUUCAAUAAAAUGAGAUAUUUGAUAUCA
Molecule: messenger RNA, 3302 nt
Organism: Mus caroli (Ryukyu mouse)
Lineage: Eukaryota; Metazoa; Chordata; Mammalia; Rodentia; Muridae
Gene: Rnf146
Product: ring finger protein 146
Biological process (GO): Wnt signaling pathway; ubiquitin-dependent protein catabolic process
Cellular component (GO): nucleus; cytoplasm
Molecular function (GO): ubiquitin protein ligase activity; zinc ion binding; poly-ADP-D-ribose binding
Source: RefSeq, a predicted model, not a curated record